AUCAAGGGCAUGUGCAAAGAUGGCCAAUAGUGGAAGAAAACGAUUAGAAAUUGACAUUGAUGAUGUAGAGUUUCUGAGAAGUCUACGAUUUACAUGGGAAAAAAUAGCCUCCAUUUUAUGUGUAAGUCGAUCAACACUGUACAGAAGGCUACAAGAAGUGGGUUUGGCAACAGCAAUUACUUAUUCUGAUAUCACUGAUCAGAAUCUUGAUCGGUUGAUUUACACCAUUAAGGAGACACAUCCCAAUGAUGGAGAACGAUUGAUGUUAGGCCAUUUGAGUAGCUAUGGUAUAAGAGUACCAAGACAUCGUCUUCGUGCAUCAAUUCAUAGAGUCGAUCCUAUCAACACAGCUCUAAGACGUAGUACUAUUAUUAGACGAAGAAGGUACCAUGCAAGUGGUCCAAAUGCUGUGUGGCACAUCGAUGGUAAUCAUAAAAUGAUUCAUUGGCAUUUAGUAAUACAUGGAGGAAUAGAUGGUUUUACAAGAACAAUAGUUUUUCUAAAAUGCUCCGAUAAUAACAGGGCUUCCACAGUACUUGAUUCUUUUACUAAAGCUACUCAAUCAUAUAAUGUUCCAUCUAAGAUACGAACUGAUUGUGGAGGAGAAAAUUCAGAGAUUUGGCGUUGCAUGAUAAAUUAUCAUUCUACACCUUCUUCUGUCAUAACAGGGUCCUCUGUUCAUAAUGAAAGAAUAGAGCGUUUAUGGAGAGAUGUUACUAGAUCUGUGAGUUCACUCUUUAUUUCAGCAUUUCAAGAAUUAGAAGAAGAUGGGAAACUUAAUCCCACUAAUGAUUUAGAUGUUUUUUGUUUACAUUGGGUGUAUUUACCAUUAAUAAAUAAAACUUUAGAGGAAUUUAGAGAGAGCUGGAAUAAUCAUCCAAUUUCAACAGAGCACAACAAUACGCCAAAUCAGCUAUUAUGUCAAGGACUGCUUAGUCAAGAUUACUCUCAGCCAACUGCUACAGUGAGUAAUAGGAUACAAAUACCUUCCUCCACUAACUCUGUGACAGUUUCUUUUGACAAAUUUCAACCUUGCAACACCCUCAAAGUAACACUUCAAGCUGUAACACAUAAUUUACGAUCUAUAGAUGAAGCAGCAUCAAAAUAUAUUCAGGUAGCAAACAUCGUGGCAAGCCACUUAGUUGCCAACUGUAAUUUGUGUUCAUAACUAAUUACCAUUAGUGACAAUAACUUUAUCAAUAAUUUUAAUGUAUUAAA
This is a messenger RNA of Amphimedon queenslandica, 1218 nucleotides long. RefSeq lists its product as uncharacterized. Bases 20 to 1168 code for a protein of 382 amino acids. NCBI's taxonomy places the organism in Eukaryota, Metazoa, Porifera, Demospongiae, Haplosclerida, Niphatidae. Gene Ontology annotation, biological process: DNA integration. Gene Ontology annotation, molecular function: nucleic acid binding. The transcript has 2 exons. The record is from RefSeq and is a predicted model, not a curated record.